Abrus precatorius (Indian licorice) is the source of this 1530-nucleotide messenger RNA. RefSeq names its product protein DETOXIFICATION 56-like. The transcript has a single exon. Gene Ontology annotation, molecular function: xenobiotic transmembrane transporter activity; antiporter activity. Bases 1 to 1530 code for a protein of 509 amino acids. Gene Ontology annotation, biological process: xenobiotic detoxification by transmembrane export across the plasma membrane. The record is from RefSeq and is a predicted model, not a curated record. Gene Ontology annotation, cellular component: membrane. Lineage: Eukaryota; Viridiplantae; Streptophyta; Magnoliopsida; Fabales; Fabaceae.
AUGUCCGCCACAUCAAAACUUAAUGAGGGCCCAAACACAAGCAAUAAGGUUAACCAACACCCCUCAUCUCCUUCAUCAUCGCAUACUCAAAAAUGCCCUUCCAAUUUUGUGAAGAUGUUGUUAGAAGAGCUAAGAGUUCAAAGUGGGAUAGCUCUUCCGCUUGUGCCAAUGAACAUGGCUUGGUUUGCGAAGACAGCCAUCACAACAGCCUUUCUUGGGCACCUUGGGGAGCUAAACUUAGCUGGUGGAGCACUUGGGUUCACUUUUGCUAAUGUCACCGGUUUCUCUCUCUUGAACGGGUUAAGUGGUGCCAUGGAACCCAUUUGUGGACAAGCGCAUGGAGCCAGGAACGUGAGGCUCCUUCACAAGACCCUUGUAAUGACAACCCUUUUGUUGCUAUUGGUAACACUUCCCAUAUCUUUCUUGUGGCUUCAUGUUGACAAGAUUUUGAUUCGUUUUGGCCAACAACAAGACAUCUCAAUCGUGGCUAGGAUCUUUGUGUCCCAUCUCAUACCUGACUUGUGGGUCAUUUCAUUCCUUUGUCCCCUAAAAACCUAUCUUAGCUCUCAAUACAUGACUCUUCCUUCCAUGUUUGGUUAUGCUGUGUCACUAGCCUUUCACAUACCCGUUAACAUGGUACUUGCCAAGGCCAUGGGACUCAGAGGAGUUUCAAUUGCGGUUUGGAUAACUGAUCUCAUAAUUGUGGUUCUUCUUGCCACUUAUGUUGUGAUUCUUGAAAGUAGAGAUGGGAGAAGGUGGUGGAAAGAAGGAGGAGGGUGGUGGGAUCAUAGCAUCAAGGAUUGGAUAAGGCUAAUCAAGCUUUGUGGGUCGUGUUGCCUUAACACGUGCCUUGAAUGGUGGUGUUAUGAGAUUCUAGUUUUACUUACUGGCCACUUUGCAAACGCUAAGCAAGCAUUGGGAGUUUUAGCCAUUGUGUUAAACUUUGACUAUUUGCUUUACUCAGUGAUGCUAUCGCUGGCCACGUGUGUUUCCACUCGUGUGUCCAAUGAGCUUGGUGCUAACCGAGCUGGUCAAGCUUACAAAUCAGCAUGUGUGACCUUGGCAAUUGGUGUUUUCUCGGGUUGCAUUGGUAGUUUGAUGAUGGUGGCUGCUAGGGGGGGUUGGGGGAAUGUGUUCAGCCAUGACAAGGAAAUUAUAAAGGGAGUGAAGAAGACAAUGUUGUUGAUGGCUCUAGUGGAAGUGUUUAAUUUUCCUGUGACAAUUUGUGGAGGCAUAGUACGAGGUACUGCUCGACCUUGGCUAGGUAUGUAUGCAAACCUUGGUGGGUUCUACUUCCUGGCCCUGCCAUUGGGCGUGGUUUUUGCCUUCAAGCUUGGUUUUGGACUAGUUGGAUUCUUCAUAGGACUCUUGAUUGGUAUUGUUACCUGCUUGGUUUUGUUGCUAGCAUUUAUUGCGAGAUUAAAUUGGGUGGAUGAAGCUACCAAGGCACAAACAUUAGUAUGUACUGCACAGGUACAUGAACAUCCCAGAAAUGAGGUAAGUGAAUGUAUUGAAGGUGAUCAAGUAUAA